AUGUCUACCGAAACGAGCAUACCAGAGGUAUCGCAAACCGAGCGUCAUGGAUACCUCUUCGGCCACCCAAUUGCACACUCGAUGUCGCCUUUACUACACAAGACCGUAUAUGACAACUUAGGAUUAAACUGGGCACAAUACCCUCUGGAGUCAAGAGACAUGAGCCUGUUCCUAGAAUUAGUCAAACAUCCUCAAUUCUACGGAGCCUCGGUAACAAUGCCCCACAAGGUCGCUAUACUGAAGCACCUCGACGGUCUCACAGAAGAGGGAAGGGACGUAGGCGCGGUAAACACACUCUUCAUCCAAGAAGAUGCUUCUGGAAACCGGUUAUACAUGGGCACCAACACCGACGUAAUAGGCAUAAGGGAUGCCUUCGCAUACAACGUUGAGCCAGCCAAGUUUGAGAACAGACCAGCGUUAGUGAUCGGCGGAGGCGGUGCAGCAAGAAGUGCAGUGUACGCGUUAAGGAAGUGGAUGAAAGCCAGUGCCAUAUAUCUCGUCAACAGAGACCCUUCAGAAGUCGAGGCAGUGAUCAGUGAAUGCACAGCUCGCGGAUACGGCGAUUCCCUCGUCCACGUCUCCACCAUCGCACAAGCACAAAGCCUAGAGGGUGUCGGUGCAAUCGUAGCCUGCGUACCAAACUUCACACCCGUCACACCUGCCGAGAUCGAGGCACGGCAAGUCCUCGAAUGCUUCCUGGCGAAAUCACACAAGGGAGCGUUGUUGGAGAUGUGUUACCACCCGACCACUUGGACGGAGAUCGCGGAGAUAGGGAAACAGAAUGACUGGCAGAUCGUGCUAGGAACAGAGGCAUUGAUAUACCAGGGACUGGAACAAGACCGGUAUUGGACCGGAAAGGCGGUAGCUGACUUACCAGUCGAGCAGGUGCAAGAAGCUAUUGCCAGGAAGCUGAAUGAGGCAAGGUUGUAG
This is a messenger RNA of Alternaria atra, 930 nucleotides long. RefSeq lists its product as uncharacterized. The transcript is spliced from 2 exons. Gene Ontology annotation, molecular function: shikimate 3-dehydrogenase (NADP+) activity. NCBI's taxonomy places the organism in Eukaryota, Fungi, Ascomycota, Dothideomycetes, Pleosporales, Pleosporaceae. The coding region runs from base 1 to 930 and encodes 309 amino acids. Gene Ontology annotation, biological process: chorismate biosynthetic process; shikimate metabolic process. The record is from RefSeq and is a predicted model, not a curated record.